CCAAUGAGUGCUUAGGACAACACAAAGACAGCAACAAUGAUAGCUUUGCUGCUGCUGCUGGCGCUGGUCGCUCACACCUCUGCACUGCCUCUGCCGUCUGAGAACAAAGACAACUGGCUUCAAGCAGAGAAAUACCUCCGUCGCUUCUAUGGUCUUCCAGCCGGUCUUCAGGGGAGACAGGGGACAUCAGGCGCCUUCAAGACCAAGAUCAAGGAGAUGCAGAGUUUUUUCAAACUCAAGGUGACAGGGAAUCUGGAUGACAACACGCUGGAGUUUAUGAAUCUGCCCCGAUGUGGCGUCCCGGACAUCGGGGAGUACAACCACUUCCCUCGAGACCUCAAAUGGCAAAAUAACAACGUCACAUUCAGGAUCCUGAAUUACACACCAGAUCUGGCGAAGUCUGACGUUGACAGAGCCAUUCGCACUGCGCUGAACAUUUGGUCUGAUGUCACGCCUCUGACCUUCAAGAAGCUGCAGAAUGGCAUCGCUGACAUUAUGAUCAGUUUUGGGUCAAAAGAGCAUGGAGACUACAACCCUUUUGAUGGGCCUGAUGGUCUGCUGGCUCACGCCUACCCACCGGGCCAAGGCAUCGGAGGAGACACUCACUUUGAUGAGGAUGAACACUGGACCAAAGAUUCAUCCGCCUACAACCUGUUUAUAGUGGCAGCCCACGAGUUGGGCCACGCCCUCGGUAUGUCCCACUCCACAGACGCCGGUGCCCUGAUGUAUCCCAUCUAUUCCUACAGCACAGGCUUCGUUCUGGCUGAGGAUGACAUCAAAGGCAUUCAAGCUCUCUACGGUCCAAACCCAGACCAAAAGAAGGUGAAGCCAAAGCCUGAUGCACCAGACAAGUGUGACCCCAUGUUGAGUUUUGAUGCUACCACAGAACUCAGGGGGGAGACCAUCAUCUUCAAAGACAGAUUCUACUGGCGUCUCCAUCCUCAGAUGCCUGAGCCUGAACAGACUCUGAUCCAGUUCACGUGGCCCUCCCUCCCCAACAAGGUGGACGCAGCUUACGAGAACCCAGAGAAGGACAUGGUCAUCAUAUUCAGUGGGAUCCGAAUGUGGGCUUUGAACGGAUACAACCUCGUGGAUGGUUACCCCAAAUACAUCCACAAACUCGGCCUCCCCAAAACCGUGAGGAAAGUGGAUGCGGCCGUUCACAUCAAAGGCACGGGCAAGACUCUGCUCUUCACUGACGAGGAGUACUGGAGCUACGAUGAAGCAACAGGCACCAUGGACAGCGGCUACCCACGAACCAUUGAGGACGAUUUUCCUGGAAUGGAUGACGAGGUUGAUGCUGCUCUUUAUCAACACGGAUACUUGUAUUUCUUCCAUGGUCACGUGCAGUAUGAAUACAGCUACACCGCAAGGAAGGUCAUACGCAUCAUGUGGACCAACUCCAUUCUCAACUGCUGAUGAGGCGGUGUGCGACUGGCCUACCAUGGCAUAGAAAUAUCGAUAAAUAUAGCUGGCUAUAUGGCAAGAAACCAACACAACAUACACAAACAUUUAGACAUGUUGAAAUGAGACAUAGGAAGACGCAGUCCAGUGAAUGAGCAGGGAAAUGGACACGUGCAGUGAACACAUGAAAAUUCUUUAUUUCCACUAGUGCUGGACAUACGUCAGCUCAUGUAAAGUGCCAGAAAGACUCCUGGAAUAUUAAUUUUUUAUGUAUAUUUCCUAAUAUUUCCUAUUUAUUUUACAAAUCUAUUUGUACAAUGGACGCCAGACUGUGGACAGGGUUCAUCAGUGACUGUGGGUCUGGCUGAUCUGACCUGUGAGGUCAAUAUUUGACCUUUUGUUACACUAAUAUAUUAUUAUUUUUAACAGAUAGAGCUCAGCAGGUGAAUACAAACUGUACUUGUCCUGGGACUUUUGUAAGAUAGGGGAAAGUGAAUCUGUAACAAUGACAUCACUGUUAAAGAGCCUGUGUUGUCAUUUGAAAGAUUGAAUUUGAAGUAGCACUGAAAGAUUUCUGUGAAUUUUAUUGUCGGUAAUUUCAAAAGUGUAUAUAUAAAUAAAAACGCUCCAU
This is a messenger RNA of Hippoglossus stenolepis (Pacific halibut), 2035 nucleotides long. RefSeq names its product matrix metallopeptidase 13b (gene mmp13b). The record is from RefSeq and is a predicted model, not a curated record. Gene Ontology annotation, biological process: proteolysis; collagen catabolic process; extracellular matrix organization. Gene Ontology annotation, molecular function: zinc ion binding; metalloendopeptidase activity. Bases 37 to 1419 code for a protein of 460 amino acids. Gene Ontology annotation, cellular component: extracellular matrix. The transcript is spliced from 11 exons. Lineage: Eukaryota; Metazoa; Chordata; Actinopteri; Pleuronectiformes; Pleuronectidae.